Messenger RNA from Caenorhabditis briggsae, 273 nucleotides. The coding region runs from base 1 to 273 and encodes 90 amino acids. The record is from RefSeq and is a predicted model, not a curated record. The transcript has 3 exons. NCBI's taxonomy places the organism in Eukaryota, Metazoa, Nematoda, Chromadorea, Rhabditida, Rhabditidae.
AUGGAAAGAGAGGCGCCAUACUUUGGAAUGUACGGAAACAAUUAUAUGAGUCCACAGUAUAUUGUAACCUCCCCUACUCCAAGCUAUCUGGUCCAUUCUGGAUAUCCAGAAUCCAUCAAUUCCAGCUCAAUUUCCCCAAGUUCUUCAAGUGAGAGUCAAGCUUCAAACUACUAUCAAAUUCAACCUCCAGCACCUGGAGAAAUUGUCAUUGUCCGCACAACUACUGUUACCCGGAACACAACUUCUAUUCAGCUUGUUAAUUCUACAUUUUGA